This is a messenger RNA of Ceratosolen solmsi marchali, 1427 nucleotides long. RefSeq names its product troponin wings up A (gene wupA). Lineage: Eukaryota; Metazoa; Arthropoda; Insecta; Hymenoptera; Agaonidae. The record is from RefSeq and is a predicted model, not a curated record. The transcript has 13 exons. Gene Ontology annotation, cellular component: troponin complex. Bases 194 to 1363 code for a protein of 389 amino acids. Gene Ontology annotation, biological process: muscle contraction.
UCUCUUUUUCAGUCUCUCUCUAUAUUUCGGUCUCCUUAUUAUUUUUUUAUUUGUACCCGACGACGACUAAACGACUUCUCUUACGUCGUGACUUUUACACAGUCAGCUGCAGACGGUUCCGUUGAGUAGUCACAAGCAGUUAAAUCUUUCGAUAUAUAAUAAAAGGAUCAAUCACUAACAACUAGAUUCAAAGAUGGCUGACGAUGAGAAAAAGCGUAUCGAGGAUGAAAGAAAAAGGAAACAAGCGGAAACUGAUAGAAAAAGAGCAGAAGUUCGUGCACGUCUCGAGGAGGCGAGCAAAGCUAAGAAAGCCAAAAAAGGGUUUAUGACCCCUGAUCGUAAAAAGAAGUUAAGACUACUGUUGCGUAAAAAAGCUGCUGAAGAAUUGAAAAAAGAACAGGAAAGAAAAGCAGCCGAAAGGAGACGCAUUAUCGAAGAACGUUGUGGAAAACCAAAGAACGUCGAUGAUGCUAAUGAAGCCGAGCUGCAGACGAUUUGUUCGUCCUACUGGCAAAGAAUGUACGAUCUUGAAGGCGAUAAGUUUGAUCUUGAGCGGAAAAGUAGAUUGAAAGAUUUUGAGAUUGCAGAUUUGAACAGUCAAGUCAACGAUCUUCGUGGCAAAUUUAUGAAGCCAACUCUGAAAAAGGUAUCCAAGUAUGAAAACAAGUUUGCCAAGUUGCAAAAGAAGGCAGCCGAAUUCAAUUUCCGUAAUCAAUUAAAACAGGUCAAGAAGAAAGAAUUUACUCUCGAAGAGGAGGACAAGGAGAAGAAACCAGAAUGGUCGAAAAAGGGCGAGGAGAAAAAGGAGGAACCGGCAAGUGAAACUACAUCUGAAGCUACAUCUACAGAACCAACGCCAUCUCCCAUUUCAGCUAUUGAAACACCAGAACCACCUUUCGUUGAGACAGAGCCAGAACCUGAGCCAGAACCUGAACCAGAACCACCAAAAGAGCCACCAGCACCAAAUCCAUUAAAUGUACUAAAUUUACUUCUUUCAAAAUUGAAAGCUAUGGAAACGUCCGAAUCAACGGAAGAAAUAUCUGAAGUAGAUGUAGAAUUAUGCAAUAAGAUUUACUAUAUUCUAAACCCAGCGGCUGUUCCACCUCCUGAAGAACCGAUAUCUACUGAUGAUUUAGUAACAACAGAUAGUGAUACAAUAUUGCCUGAAGGAUUUGAGACAGCACCUACGGAAGGAGCGCCGCCAGUUGAAGAUGAUGAAAAUGCUACAGCUGACGGAUUGACAUCCGUUACAAAUGCAACUGCUAUUGAUGCACUGCCAACAGAAGUACAAUCGGUAGAAGCGCCACCAGCUGAGGUAACAAUUCAAACUACACAUGUGGAGCCUGUUAUUGUGGAAGGUUAGCAUUUUACUCAAAUGCAACAAGUUAUUUUAUCAAUAAUAGAAUAAAAAUAAUUUCCAAUAUAAA